GUCGCCGGCCUUACGUCACGCACCCGCGCAGCGACGAGCAGCGGCUCUGGAAGCUUCGGAGAUGGCGGAGGGAUCGGCGGCGGCGGCGCUGCGGCCGCCGGAGGACGACGACGUCAGCCGGGACCCCGCGGCGGCCCUGCAGAAGUUGACGGCGGCCCUAGAAGAGCAGCCAGAUAAUGCGGGGUAUUACUGUCAGCGAGCGUUUGCUCACAUUCUUCUUCAGAAUUACCACGAUGCUAUUACAGAUGCAAGGAAGUCCCUGGCGCUCGACCCCAGGAAUGCCACAGCUUUUCUCAGACAAGGGAUAGGCGAAUAUCACAUGGAGAGCUACAAGGCGGCAUUGAACUCUUUCAGUGAAGGACACAAACUUAAUAGUACCAAUGAAAUGUUUACUGACUGGAUUAAAAGAUGUGAAGAAGCCCUUAACACGAAAUCGCAGACUAAAAUGGAGGAUUCCCAGGUUUUGCAACACCCGUCACAGACACCCAAGUUCAAGCACGACUGGUACCAAACAGAAUCCCAUGUAAUCGUUACGAUUAUGAUCAAGAAUGCAAAGGAGGACAGUGUAAACGUACAGUUUUCAGAGAAGGAGCUGGAUGCCUUGGUGAGGGUUUCCUCAGAGGAAGACUACAGAUUAAAGCUUCAUCUUCUCCAUUCCAUCGUUCCAGAGCAAAGUACAUUCAGAGUACUUUCUACAAAGAUUGAGAUAAAGCUGAAGAAGCCCGAAGCUCUGCGGUGGGAGAAAUUGGAGGGAAAUGGAGGUUCUCCGAAGCUGAAACAUUUCCCCCCAGAUUCCAUGCUGUACCCAUCCUCCUCCCAUUACACAAGAAAUUGGGACAAAUUGGUGGGUGAGAUCAAAGAAGAAGAGAAGAGCGAAAAAUUGGAGGGUGACGCAGCUUUAAACAAACUUUUCCAGCAGAUCUACUCAGAUGGUACCGAUGAAGUGAGGCGUGCCAUGAAUAAAUCUUUUAUGGAGUCGGGUGGGACUGUUUUGAGCACGAACUGGUCUGAUGUGGGUAAACGGAAAGUAGACGUCAACCCACCAGAUGACAUGGAGUGGAAGAAAUUCUAAUCUGUUCCUGGGUCACAUAUCUGUUGUGUGUGAACAGAACAUCCGUGGAGCUGAAGCACUGAAUGUUUUUUGGGGGUGGGGAUUGUUGCCAUCUUCAUAUAUGCUUUAGGGAUUCCUUAAUCUGCAGGUUUAAAAAGGUGUGCAGGAAGCUUAUUUUCACUGUGGUCCACAAUGAGUUUUUAGUGACAUCCCAAACCCCAGGUCCCAACACACAUUUUUCUACUGGGCUGGUUAGUUGUGCAUUAGACGGACUCUUUAGGAUCAUUGCCCUGUCUGUAAAAUUAUAGGUUCUGGUGACUGUGGGGUCAAUGCACUUCUCAGCUACAGUGUUCACAUUAUUUUAAUUCUGUAUACAAAUAAAAUCGUCCAGAGAGAUGCUCAUCAAGUCAGCCUCAUUCUGCUCCUGUCAAAAAGAAACAGUUGUGGAGAAGCACCCAGUCAUUUCCAGAAUUGCUGUCCCAGUUGGUGUGCCUUUCACGUGGUGAAAAAGCGAGCACAUUUUUAUUCAGUUUUAGUGAAAGUAUUUUGUCGUACAACAUUGGUCACAAACGGAUUGAAAAUGCAGUAUGAGAAGAGGCCACUCGGAAUAAAUACAACUGAAUCUUGUUUUUCUUCAAUUAUGACAACUGAUUCAGUUUCUCUCAACAGACCCUCCCGUUGAAUAAAAAUUAUUUUCUUUAA
Sphaerodactylus townsendi is the source of this 1753-nucleotide messenger RNA. RefSeq names its product SGT1 homolog, MIS12 kinetochore complex assembly cochaperone (gene SUGT1). The record is from RefSeq and is a predicted model, not a curated record. Gene Ontology annotation, molecular function: protein-folding chaperone binding. The transcript is spliced from 13 exons. The coding region runs from base 62 to 1072 and encodes 336 amino acids. NCBI's taxonomy places the organism in Eukaryota, Metazoa, Chordata, Lepidosauria, Squamata, Sphaerodactylidae. Gene Ontology annotation, biological process: protein stabilization.